Messenger RNA from Parastagonospora nodorum SN15, 225 nucleotides. RefSeq lists its product as hypothetical. Gene Ontology annotation, biological process: mitochondrial respiratory chain complex I assembly. The transcript has 2 exons. NCBI's taxonomy places the organism in Eukaryota, Fungi, Ascomycota, Dothideomycetes, Pleosporales, Phaeosphaeriaceae. The record is from RefSeq and is a predicted model, not a curated record. The coding region runs from base 1 to 225 and encodes 74 amino acids. Gene Ontology annotation, cellular component: mitochondrion.
AUGCCAGGCCGAACACGACCCAUCGACAAGCUCGCCACAGCUGUGGGGAAAUGCUCUAAAGAGAGCUCCAUAUACGGCAAAUGUAUCUUUGCAGACUACAACAAUGUGCAUAAAAGCAUGUGCGCCACAGAAUUCUUGAAGCUGAAAGAGUGCUACCUGGUUCGUCCUCCAACACUCCAAUUCACACUCGAAUCUCCUCUAAUAAGACGUGCAGAAAGCGUAUAA